CUGAGAGCGAGUUCCAGUCAAUAGAUUAGAAUCAUUCUCAUUCAGGUGAAAAAAAAAUGGCUUUCACCAGCCUUAACAUUCAUCUUCUUCCAGUUUUUGUUUUCCUAUUGUCCACCGUUGGAGUGGAUGCUGGAGCUGCAUAUCUCAGCAACGGUUUACAAAAUGACUACUAUCGUCAUUCAUGCCCAACUGCCGAGUCAGUGGUGAGGAGAGUGGUGCGUGCGAAUGUCAGUGAUCCCAGCAAUCCCAACAAUUUGAGGUUUGCUGCGGGCCUCGUACGUAUGUCAUUUCACGAUUGUUUCGUCGAGGGCUGCGACGCAUCGGUUCUUCUGAAUGGUCUUGGCACAGAGAAGACUGCACGCAUCAAUAAGUUUCUCCAAAGUUCCGAGAUCAUUGAUAAAGCCAAACAAGAGCUGGAGAAGGUCAGCCCUGGCGUGGUGUCGUGCGCCGACAUCUUGCAGUAUGCGGCUCGCGACAGCGUCGUCGCCCUUAACGGCUCAAGCUGGAAGGUGCAAGGAGGACGUAGAGAUGGCUGUGUGUCAAGGGCUGAUUCCGCGGAUUCGGAAAUCCCUUCACCAGAUCUGGACUUAGAUGGAUUGACGGCGUCUUUCAAUAGAAAAGGACUUUCGAGGGAUCAGAUGGUCAUUCUUUCAGGAGCACAUACUUCAGCAGCCGGCCAUUGCGAAAACCUCGUUACACGACUUUACAAUUUCAACUCGACUCAUGCCACUGAUCCGUCAAUCCCUGCUGCUUAUGCGGCCCAGCUGAAGUCCCUCUGUCCACAAAGGACCUUUAACGACAGUGUCUUUAUCGUAUUGGAUACGGUCUCACCAUUCUUCGACGCCGGAUAUUAUGUGACUCUCGAACAACACCAGGGAUUAUUCACUUCGGAUCAAAUUUUGUUCGAUGAUCCACGCACUCGGCCUCUGGUGGAAUCUCUGACGGACAACAAGCUGUUUGAGAAAGAUUUUGGCGAAGCUAUGCGCGCUAUGGCUGCAGUUGAGGUCAAACUAUACGAAGGAGAAAUUCGAAACGACUGUCGCAUGAUCAAUCCGUACUGACCCAGUCUUGCUGAUUACGAUCCCUUUGUAGAAUCGACUUCAGAGCCCAAAUGCAAAACCAGGACAUAGCAACGAGGAUUGUGAUAACAUGUGAUAGAAAAAAUAUUUUAAUUUUAUUCUGUUUCAUACCUAUUGACGAAGGCUGG
Molecule: messenger RNA, 1207 nt
Organism: Marchantia polymorpha subsp. ruderalis
Lineage: Eukaryota; Viridiplantae; Streptophyta; Marchantiopsida; Marchantiales; Marchantiaceae
Source: the annotation of a GenBank genome assembly